Carassius auratus (goldfish) is the source of this 2870-nucleotide messenger RNA. RefSeq names its product guanine nucleotide-binding protein G(k) subunit alpha. Gene Ontology annotation, biological process: adenylate cyclase-modulating G protein-coupled receptor signaling pathway; G protein-coupled dopamine receptor signaling pathway. The coding region runs from base 552 to 1616 and encodes 354 amino acids. Gene Ontology annotation, molecular function: GTPase activity; GTP binding; G-protein beta/gamma-subunit complex binding. The transcript is spliced from 9 exons. NCBI's taxonomy places the organism in Eukaryota, Metazoa, Chordata, Actinopteri, Cypriniformes, Cyprinidae. The record is from RefSeq and is a predicted model, not a curated record. Gene Ontology annotation, cellular component: heterotrimeric G-protein complex; cytoplasm.
AACCGCGGUCGAGUUCUUGAUGGUUCCGACGUCAGUCACGCGCUUCAAACGGGAGAGCCUUCAGCGAAAGAAACAUGCGAGUCAGUGCAUGGAACUGAACGAGAACGAUUCGUUCAUUUCAAAGACUCGUUCAAAAACAACGAUUCGUUGACAGCUCUAAUUGUGAUCCACAUAUUUUGGACAGUCUUGGAUACCGUUUAUGCGUUAAAAAAAUUAAACUGGCGUUUGCAGAAGACUACAAAGCCUCAGCAGUGGAAACUUUCUAGUCACGGAAACAUUGUUCAUCUGGGUUCCUGGUUUUGGAUCCUUUGCUCUGUCCCAGUCAAUGUAGUUUCGGUGGAUCGCGGUCCCGUUUAGACUUGGUGUGACCAGAACCGCAUUUUUAAAAUGUCAUGAAGUAUCUGUUUUCAUAGGCUGGCAUCAUCUCGUGCGAACCUGCCAACGCCUUUUCUCUCCUUGGCUUCUUUAUUCUUCAAGCUGAAGGAAAAUUACUAACUUACAACGUCCAGUUUCAAAGGUUCUUAUUAAUCGUUGUAUUAACGUUUAGCAAAAUGGGUUGCACGUUAAGUGCUGAAGAUAAAGCAGCGAUGGAGAGGAGUAAGAUGAUUGAUCGAAACCUGCGAGAGGACGGAGAGAAAGCAUCUAGAGAAGUCAAACUACUGCUGCUCGGUGCUGGGGAAUCAGGGAAGAGCACAAUAGUUAAGCAAAUGAAGAUCAUCCAUGAAGAUGGCUACUCAGAUGAGGAGUGCAAACAGUAUAAAGUCGUGGUUUAUAGCAACACUAUUCAGUCCAUCAUUGCCAUUAUCAGGGCCAUGGGCCGCUUAAAGAUCGACUUUGGGGAUCCAGCAAGAGCGGACGAUGCUCGGCAGCUCUUUGUGCUCGCCGGCACUGCAGAGGAAGGAGUCAUGACCCCCGAGCUCUCUGGGGUUAUCCGUCGGCUGUGGAAGGACGAAGGAGUGCAGACGUGUUUCGUCAGAUCACGAGAGUAUCAGCUCAAUGAUUCAGCAGCCUACUAUCUGAACGAUCUGGAUAGGAUAUCCCAGCCCACCUACAUGCCCACUCAACAAGAUGUGCUGAGGACCCGAGUCAAGACCACUGGCAUUGUAGAAACACACUUCACCUUCAAAGAGCUCUACUUCAAGAUGUUUGAUGUUGGUGGCCAGCGUUCAGAACGGAAGAAAUGGAUCCAUUGUUUUGAAGGCGUCACUGCUAUUAUCUUCUGUGUGGCACUCAGCGACUAUGACCUGGUGCUGGCUGAGGAUGAAGAGAUGAACCGUAUGCAUGAGAGCAUGAAGCUUUUUGACAGCAUCUGCAAUAACAAAUGGUUCACAGACACAUCCAUCAUUCUCUUCCUCAACAAGAAGGAUCUGUUCGAGGAGAAGAUCAAAAGGAGUCCACUUACGAUAUGCUACCCAGAAUACUCUGGAACCAGCACAUAUGAGGAGGCCGCAGCAUACAUCCAGUGCCAGUUUGAGGAUCUGAACCGAAGAAAGGACACAAAGGAGAUCUACACACACUUCACUUGUGCCACGGACACAAAGAACGUACAGUUUGUGUUUGACGCGGUCACUGAUGUCAUUAUCAAGAAUAACCUCAUAGAGUGUGGCCUCUAUUGAAGCAGAAGUUAUUCGUGGAAGGUUUCAGUGACUGGGUGUUCCUGGUUUUGUCAGUUUCCUCUGUUGGUGAAUAAGCGAGAGAGACUUCCUCCCCACUGCAUGCACUCUUCACGCUAAAUGCAGUACCUAUGCCCGUGGACAUUUUGUUCCCAUAUCAUUCUUAAUGACAAUCUGUUAUGGACAUUAUAUCUUUGCCACUUCCUUGUAGUCAUUAUUUUAUUGCCAAUACAGCUUCAUUCUGUUCAUUUUUUGAAUCCUCUGUAGGUAUUACAUAAAACCACUAUGCAUAGAUCAUAAUCCACAAUAUACAGUAAUAUGUGUCAACAAACUAACCUCAGUUGAAUCAAAUAUCUUUUUUUUCUUUUCUUUUUUUUAACACAGCAAGAUUAUGAUCUGAGUGCUUUUAAUAACAAUGGAUCAGUUCUUAUGGGAAAGUUAAUAUUUUGCCAGGUUUUUCAUAGCAAUUACUUAGCUAACUUAUACAUUUUCAAGUUUGCACACUUCAUACUUAAGAAUUAUUGGUUUAUAUUGUGUUAUAUUAUUGUCAUACCUUUAGUAAUUGACAGCUCAGUCACACAGCAACUGUACACUGUUUAUUUUUUCACUCAUCAAACAUGGAUCACUUUAUAUAACACUUUAUAUACGGUAACUCACUAUGAUGGUAUUUCUAAAAAGUAUCCCAGUAAAGGUGUGAACAAAAGUUUUUCUCACAGAUACAUCUCUGAAUGGUUCAGAAACAAUGACUCUCUGUAUGGUCAAGACCACAUGGGAACAAAUGCCACGAAAACAGAACACGAUGGCCAGAUUUGCAUUUUUGAUGGAGUACAGAUUUGACAAGACUUGUUUGAUGUGCUUUUGUUUAAUCCUGUGGAUUUCAGUAUUUUUAAGCAAACUGACACGAUGUGAUCUGGUUUUUAAUACCUGUAUUUAAUAUGACAAGUGUUGACAUCAAGUCAGAUGUUGCUUCCAGAACAUACCAAACAGCCAGAGUUAGCUGCAUGUGCAAGAAAGAUAUUAUCCAUAUAUUAUGUAAAAAGUAUGGUAUUCCAUUUCCGGUACAUUCAUGAACUCGGUCUGGAUUUAUGCAUCAACCUGUGAUUUCUUUUCUAUAUUACUGUGCAUUAUUUUAUUUAACUAUUUCAGCUAUUCGAAACAUGAAAGUGCAAAUGAACAACUAACUUUAAUGAGAGCACUGAAUCACUAAUAUGCUAAUAACCUGGUUUGUUUAAUAAUAAUAAAACAACUUUUAUUGAG